This is a messenger RNA of Eurytemora carolleeae, 1656 nucleotides long. Its product is annotated as exonuclease mut-7 homolog. The transcript is spliced from 9 exons. Lineage: Eukaryota; Metazoa; Arthropoda; Copepoda; Calanoida; Temoridae. The record is from RefSeq and is a predicted model, not a curated record. Gene Ontology annotation, molecular function: 3'-5' exonuclease activity; nucleic acid binding. Gene Ontology annotation, biological process: nucleobase-containing compound metabolic process. The coding region runs from base 78 to 1217 and encodes 379 amino acids.
UCUUUUAUUAUGUAAUCUUAAAUAUUAGAUGUGAGAACGUAAUCUGUUUGGAGGAAUUGAGACCACAAAUACUUUCAAUGUUUAACUAUCCUUCCUCUAUGAGCAAAGGACUGUCAGGUUUUACGGAGCAAAUUCUUGGUCUAGGAUUAAAUAAAUCCGACCAAAUCUCAAACUGGGAUCGGAGACCAUUACGCGAGAGCCAAAUCAUGUACGCGGCACUGGACGCAUUUGUGUGCGUCGCUCUCUACAACCGGUUGGAGACAGUUGCCGCCGAAAACGUGAAAACCGACGAUUUCCACAAGGCUCUUCGAGAUGUUGUCCAGCGUCGGGGAGGAAAGGGGAUUUCUCAGUCCAGUGAGAAGAAAAAUAAGACUAAAAACCCUAUCGGAGGAUAUGGAGUUGCUGGCCGUGGUGUUACUCAACCCCUACUCUCUGAACCUAUACCUCCCUCCCAGCUAAGGGUAGUGUGUGAUACUAUGCUUCAGGGACUCUGUAAGAAACUCAGAGGAUGUGGUGUUGAUGCUGUAGCAUUAGAGAACGGAGAGGAGCAUAUGAACUGUUUACAACUACAGAAAGCUAAGUCCGACGGAAAGGGAACUGUUUACGUGAUAUCUCGAGGUUUACCCGCGGAUAGGAUUGCUAAACAAAUGCCUAGAGGACACUGUCUUAAACUAUACCCGGAGAAAACUGAAGAUCAGAUCAAGGAGGUGUUUAGAUAUUUCAAUGUUAAAGCGAGGGAGGGUGAUCUGUUCUCUAGAUGUGUUCUAUGUAAUGGGGAUGAAUAUCUCAAGGUCCCAGGAAACCUACUGCUCAAAAUACUGGUGAACAGGAAGAAUGACCAUGCUCCAGUCCGUGUGCUCCCUGUUAGUGUAGAGGGUGAUAGUGAAGAGGAUAGUGAGGACGAGGACGGAUUUGAUAGCUAUGCAAACUAUGGGUCGGAUAAUGAGGAUAUGGUUUCCAGUCCGUGUCUCCGGGUAUCCUGGGAACUAGUGGAAGGAGGGAAGAUUGACGUAUUCUCGGGAAUCACUGGGACCGGAGUCAAGGUCGGGGUAGAUACUGUACCCCAGGGAGUACUGGAGAAACACUCCGAGUUCUGGGUUUGCUCCUCCUGUGGCAAAGUAUACUGGCAAGGAUCUCACUGGGAGAAAGCUCAGGCUAAAGUUAAAUCUUAUGUUAACGUUGCUCCUAUUCCUAGUCCUCAACCUAAGUCCACUUAAGUCAAAUGGUUCUAAGUCCCCUGACUCCAGAUCUUAAACGCCCUGCAAAUGGCCCUAAAACUCCUGAUUUCUCUAUUUAAACCCCUUUAAAGGCUUUUUAAAUGGUUCUAAAUCCAUUAAAGCAAGAUCUUAUAAUACCUCAAACUGUUUUUUUUAAACUAUACCACCCUAAACGUGAAUAUUUGAUACCACAACCAUAAAACCUAGAGUCUAAACAAACAAUAUUACGGGACAUACGUACUAAGCAGUGAUUCAUUUAAUUUUGAUCCAAAUCCUGGAUCCGCAGCGAAAAUAAUUUGAUCCGGAUCCUGGAUCCGCAGUGAAGAUAAAUGCAUCCGGAUCCAGGCAAUGAACAUUUCUAUAAGAUUUACUGAUUUUCUGAACAAAAGAAGAAUUUUUAAAAAAUAUUUUUUGUUAUUUUUUUCUAAAACUUGAUGAA